AUGUCAGGGCAGCGUGUGUGUGUGGCAGACUUCGAGGAGGAAGCCAGGAAAGUUCUUCCUAAAGCUGUGUAUGACUACUACCGCUCAGGGGCUGAUGAGCAAAUCACACUGGCUGACAACGUUGCUGCCUUUAACAGCCUACCUGAAGACAGUAGUGAGGACGCCUGCAGGAGGGACAACAACUGGUAUUCUGACGACUCCAAUGACGAAUACGUGUCGGACAAAGACUACGACCACAAGUACAAGGACGAGGAGAGUGAUCAGGAUCGAGAAGGAGGAGACGAAGAAGAAGAUCGAGAAGCCGAAGAGCAGACCUUUGCGUCCAAAAACGAAAAAGUCAUCUUGGAGAUAACCAACUUGGACGAGACCAACCUGUGCGCCUAUGUGGGGCUGCUCAUCCUGGUGGUCGUGUACAGGUCCUGGGGCGAGGCAGCGGCCAGCCUGUGGGACGCGGAGAGUGGACGGGCCAUAUUCUGGGCCACGAUGCUGCUCAAGGUCCUUAUGCGUACUCGACGCUGCUGCGAUUCGACGACCGCGAGACCAGAGAGACCAGAGACGUGCCGCAGACAAAGUGGCUGCGGUCAGAGACCUGUGGGACAGGUGGGCAGAGCGGCUUCCUUGCCUGUACAACCCAGGGCCCGAGAUAACAGUGGACGAGUAGCUUGUUCCCUUCAGAGGUCGCUGUCCCUUCAGUACAUGUACAUGCCCAGCAAGCCGGCCAAGUACGGCAUCAAGUCCUGGGUUGCCUGCGACGACAAAUCUAGCUACGCCUGGAAGAUGCAAGUCUACACCGGGAGGCCCCUCCCUGCGGCAGCAGGAGGACCCGCUCCCACCUCCGAAAUGAACCUGGGCAUGUGGUCGUGCUCGACCUGACCAAGGCGCUCGCGGGUCCCCGCCACGUAACCUGCGACAACUUUUUCACCUCCUACGAGUUCGGCCAGCAGCUCCUCGAGAGGAACCUCACCAUGCCUAGAACCGCCAGGAAGAACAAGCCCGAGCUUUCGCCACCAAGGGCAGAGCGGUCUCCUCAGCAGGGGUUGUAGCCAAUUAUGUGGUCUGGUCUCUGCCACACAGACCACUGG
Messenger RNA from Micropterus dolomieu (smallmouth bass), 1082 nucleotides. RefSeq lists its product as uncharacterized. Lineage: Eukaryota; Metazoa; Chordata; Actinopteri; Centrarchiformes; Centrarchidae. Bases 1 to 873 code for a protein of 290 amino acids. The record is from RefSeq and is a predicted model, not a curated record. The transcript has 5 exons.